Molecule: messenger RNA, 4402 nt
Organism: Octopus sinensis (East Asian common octopus)
Lineage: Eukaryota; Metazoa; Mollusca; Cephalopoda; Octopoda; Octopodidae
Product: coronin-1C-A
Exons: 11
Coding region: 718-2460 (580 amino acids)
Biological process (GO): actin filament organization
Molecular function (GO): actin filament binding
Source: RefSeq, a predicted model, not a curated record
AUUAAAGCCACAAAUGAACACACGCCACAUCCAGUCACACUCAUAUCAACACACUUGAAUAAGUGGGUGUCAGUCUAUCUUUAUUUUUAUAUCUAUCGUUAACGCUUAUUAUCUUUUUAAUAUUUGAAUCGCUUUGCCAAAGACUGAGGAAGCUUAGUCUGGGUUCGGGCAAUUUGCAGAAAACAUCAGCGAUUACUGGGGAGGACACGGAUUCAUUAUUACCCCUGGUUUGGUACACAGAUAUUUCUGUUGCAAAGUGGCUUGAACCUAUAGUAAAUACAUACAUGCAUACAUAAGAAAAUAUACAUAGAUUAGGAGAUAACAUUUUAUGCCCAGCUGAAAGCACGUGCACAUAAUAUAUAUAUCUUUAUGCAUAUACACCCUCGAUCAUUCAAUACUGUCAGAUAUAUAACUGCAGGCUUUCUAAAUGUAUUACAUAUUAAAUGACAGAGAGUUCUUUUAAACCCACCUCCACUAAACUCAUUGCCUGUCGACUUCUCCACCUCCCUCUCUCUCCCUUCACGGUUUUAACAUUCGUCAAAUAACCACACAAUAUAGACUUACAAAACAGCACUAAACACAUACAAACAUAUAUAUUCAUUCAGGCAGGCACACACAUACAGCCAUACAGUCGAAUAUCUAGCAUUACAUUAGGGCAAGCCACUCUUUACCACACCGUACCAGCAGGAUUUAACUCCGCUCUUUACAUCAACCAGCAUGUCGUUUGUGCCAAAGAGUAAAUUUCGACAUGUCUUCGGCAAAGCACUCCGUCGGGACCAAUGCUAUGAUGGUAUCCGUAUCACCAAAAGUUCCUGGGAUUCUACCUUUACUGCUGUUAACCCGAAGUUUGUGGCCAUUAUCACCGAAUCCGCCGGUGGUGGUGCGUUUCUCGUCCUUCCUUUGGCAAAGGUUGGCCGUGUUGCACAUGACUGCGCAUUGGUGACCGGCCAUCGGGCUGCAGUCCUCGAUAUUGCCUUUUGUCCACACAACGACAACAUCAUUGCAAGUGCCUCAGAAGAUUGUUCCAUCAAAAUCUGGAUGAUACCAGACGGUGGGCUUGUAACUUGUAUGACAGAAUCUGUUGUCGACCUUCUGGCUCAUCAGAGGCGAGUUGGAAUUGUUGUGUGGCAUCCUUCGGCACACAAUAUCCUUCUCAGUGCAGGCUCAGAUAACAAAAUCUUCAUCUGGAACUGUGGAACUGGGGAACCUUUGGUUGAAAUAGAGCUUCCGGAUUUGAUUUUAUCUGUCAGUUUCAAUUACAAUGGCAGUCGUGUUGCGGUCACAACAAAAGACAAAAUGAUUCGUAUUCUUGAUCCUAGAACUGGUAGCGAGAUAAAGAGUGCCAAGGGACACCAAGGUUCCAAACCAUCGCAGUGUGUUUUCUUAAGGAAUGGCAAAAUCUUUACAACUGGUUUUUCUAGAAUGAGUGAGCGACAAUAUGCCCUUUGGGAUGAGAAAGAUUUGUCCAGUCCAUUGACAAUGCAAGAAGUAGACAGUAGCAAUGGGGUUCUGUUCCCUUUUUAUGAUCCAGAUACAAACAUUGUAUAUCUAUGUGGCAAGGGUGAUUGUAGUAUAUCCUACUAUGAGAUAAUCGAGGGUUCACCAUUUGUAUAUUACCUGAGUACUUACAAGACAUCGGAACCACAGCGAGGUAUUGGCAUGAUGCCCAAACGUGGUGUCAACGUGAAUCAGUGUGAAAUUUCAAGAUUCUACAAACUUCUUAAUAAUGGCCUCUGCGAAGUUAUUCCAUUUACAGUUCCAAGAAAAUCUGAACUUUACCAAGAUGAUUUGUAUCCAGACACAGCCGAUGAAUCUCCUGCUAUUUCUGCACAUGAUUGGUUUAAUGGUAAAGAUGCUGACCCCGUGUUGGUUUCACUGAAAGAUGGCUUCAAAUCGACUGCGAAAGAACCUCUAAAGACUGUCAGACGAUCCAACAUUUUGGAUAAAAUGAAACCAGCCGGUGGAAACGAUUCUCCUCCUGCUCAGACUCCUUCCCGAGGAUCACCAACUCCAGUGGCUGCUCCAGUAGUCCAUGCCCCCAAACCAGAACCAGUUGUACAUUCUCCUGCACCGGCUCCUGCCCCUGUCAGCAAGCCUGCUCCUCCACAAAAUGAAGUGAAGCCUGCUCCUGCCCCUGCAGCAGCAGCAGCAGAACCUGUUGUUAAUCAACGACAGUCGGCCAACCUAUCAAAUACUCCCUCUAGCAAUAAUGUGCCUGCAGGUACCCCGAGUUUACCCCCUAACUUUGAUCCGAAAGUGGUGAUGGAGGAGGUGAAGAUGCUGACUGCAACCGUAGAGAAGUUGGACAAACGCAUUGAAGAACUGGAGUCGAGGCUGGCAGCUCUUGAGUGUGAUGAAGAAGAAGGAGAAGAAGAAGACGACAACAACGAUAACGAUGAAGGAGAUAAUAAGGAUAAAAAUGAUGACGAUGACAGCAAAGUUGAUGACAUGCCCAGCUAGACUGUUUGUUUUUAAUUAACUGCUAAAUGCCAUGACAAUAUAUCUAUCUAUAUAUAUAUCUAUAAUAUAUAUAUAUAUAAUAUGUAUGUAUGCAUAUAUAUAUAUAUGUGUAUAUAUAUGCACAUUUACACAUACAACCCCCAUCACCCACUAAAUGACAGGGGUAACCAAAAAAAAAAAAGAGAUAAAUGAUUCUUUUAAAUUUCUAAUUCUUUGUUUCUUCAUUGCCCCCCCCCCCUCCACCUGUUCAUUGUUACAAACUCUUCUUCUCUCACAUCACUCAAUACAAUCAGCAGUAAAACUACCCAAAUGAGAGUUGUUAGCAAGUUAAGCCACAUCUUUACCCACCCACCCACCCACCUUAGACAAAUGAGAAAAAAGACCCACCCCCCACCCAAUAUUUUUAAAAAUAAUUUAUCAAUGUCUCUCCAUCUUUCUUUCCUUCUCCCAUUAAACCACUUUUAUCUUUCUUCCUUAUUUUCUUUUAUAUGAUACACAUAGUCUUUAUACACUAUAUAUAAUAUAUACACACACACAGACUUAACCCAUUUACAUGUAUAUAUUGUAUAAAUAUGCAGCAAAGUUUCGGUCUACACUCAAGCACGUAUGUAUAUCUGGAUAUAAUACAUAAGUGUGUGUAUGUGUAUAUUAAAUGUUUAAUGUGUGUGUGUAAUACAUAUAUAUGUAUUAUUUUACAUAAAGUUGACAAAUUUGAACUAUCUUGUAUAGCAACAAGACAAGUUUCAACAUUUCAAAUUUGCAAACUUUAUUAAAUGAUUCUUUUCAAUUUUUAUAUAGUUUUUAUUUUCAUCUUUUAAGCACACACAAUUUUAGAAUAUCAUUUGAAAACAAAACAAAACCUACACAAGGGUAGACUAGAUUUUCCUUUAAUUCUUGUAAACACCUAAACAUUAUCCAGUUGCUCCUUUUCUUCUUUCUUUUUAUUCAUGAAUGCAAGGAAGUCCUCCUUCAACAAAGAACAAACCCUCAUUCUAUUCACACUUUGUUUACAAAACUUUAAGAUAUGUACUUCACUCUCUCUCAUUUAUUUCAAUGAAAUAAAUGUGUGGGAGACAUGUAAUCCCUUCAAUCUCUCUCUCUCUCUCCCUGUAUCUCUAAAUGCAUUGCACAGACUUUCAUAAAACUCUAUCAUUCGAUAUUUGAGUUGGUUUCAUUGAAAUCUUUUUGUUGAAUAAUUUAAAUUAGAUUACACUCGAAACCAUAAACCCUUCCUAGCAACACUAAGUUCUGGCUGGAAGCUUCUAAAUCGUUGCUUUACCUGCUCAAUAUAACAACCAAUUUCUAAGCUAUCUUCAAAAUGAAGGUCAUAUGUUAGGUCCAAAAUCUCGAUGAUAAUUCAUUUGGAGGGGAAUCGAUGAGAGUCGGUAGAGCAUCUCCUGAAACACUUUGCUGUGUUUAGUUCUGUUCUGACUUCAAGACUUUUCAUCAUCUUUACCUUUCAGCUUUACAAAGCCAAAGCAAUGAGUACCAGUAAUAUGCUGAGAGGCAAUUCAAUUGAUUCUAUCCUUUAUAAAUUUUGUGGCCUUGGGCCAAUAAAAGAAAUCAAUAUUUGCAUAUUUAACAACACACAGAUUAUAUAUAUAUAUACAUAUAUAACACACACAUCUGUUUAGUGUUGGAAGAGAGUACUCAAUACCAAAGUAGGGAUUAAUAACAUUUUUAUUUUUGGUAGAAUUGUUCUUUGGCUGAAGACCCUGUGUAUCUGCAGGCAAAAACUCAGAGUAAUAAGAGACGGACCUGACCAAAAUAUAUAUACACACACACAUAUAUACAAAAAUACACGUCUGUUGGUGUAAAAUAAUCUUACCUACACCCAAGACAGAGACAAUUUGAUACAUCUGCCCUCUUCACGACCAUUUUUUAAAAUAUUUUUUUUUUCUUUUGAAGAAAUAAUAAUAAAAUAUUUUGCUGGCUUUCAAAA